AUGAAUAUCAAGUAUUUGGUUGAACAAGAAUCAAUAAGCUCUCAUCGUGAUAUGGAAAUAUUGUGUCCGAAGGAUAAAAAAGAAGAUAAGGAGAUGAAAAGUCAGUCAAAUAUAUUGAUAACGAAUAUCAAGCAAGAUGAUCACAUCAGUUUCCUUCUUAGAUUACAUACUGCGCACUGCGGAAAAAAUUCUUUAAGAUCAAAAAAAGCUUACUAUUCUUUGACGGUAACAGGAAAAAAGUUUGUCAGGCUCCAAACCACAUCAAUCUUCUUCACGGUAAUCGAUAUUAAUGGUAGUGGGUAA
Molecule: messenger RNA, 303 nt
Organism: Loa loa (African eye worm)
Lineage: Eukaryota; Metazoa; Nematoda; Chromadorea; Rhabditida; Onchocercidae
Exons: 2
Coding region: 1-303 (100 amino acids)
Source: RefSeq, a predicted model, not a curated record